Molecule: messenger RNA, 3288 nt
Organism: Ostreobium quekettii
Lineage: Eukaryota; Viridiplantae; Chlorophyta; Ulvophyceae; Bryopsidales; Ostreobiaceae
Source: the annotation of a GenBank genome assembly
AUGGGGUACCUGCGGCGGGUGGACCGAUCCGCGGCGGUGGGCUUCUGCCCCGUGGGACCGUACCUGGCGGCCGGCAGCGCCGCGAGCGCGGUGGACAUGAAUUUCUCGGCGUCGUCAGUCCUGGAGAUUUUCAAACUUGAUUUUUCGUCGUCAGAUGUGCAAAUGGAGCCGGCGGGGCCCGCGGUUCCCGCCAGCGAGCGCUUCCACAGGAUCUCUUGGGGGACGACCGGGAUCGAGUCGAAGGCAUACCCGCUUGGCCUUGCUGCAGGUGGCCUUGAGGACGGCACAGUCCUAAUCUGGGACCCCAACAAGGCAAUAGGGCCACAGGCUGACAUUCAGAGGACAACAGUUACCAAGCUCAAGAAGCACUCGAGCGCGGUCCGUGGACUGGAAUUCAAUCGCAUCAGUCCAAAUCUGUUUGCAUCUGGGUCAUCUGAAUCAGAGCUAAUCAUAUGGGACCUUGCCAAGCCUGCUGUACCGUCUUUCUAUCCAGCAAUGAAGGGUUCUACCCCUGCUGGUGCCGGUGUUUCAGAGAUCACCUAUCUGGCGUGGAACGUAAAAGUUCAGCACAUCUUGGCAUCAUGUACUUCCAAUGGCCAAACCAAUGUUUUUGACCUGAGGAGGCAGAAGCCUAUAGCCAUACUGAGGGACCUCAACAGCCAGAGGCGAUGUUCAGUGUUCCAGUGGAGCCCUGAUGUUGCGACACAGGUUGUGGUAGCAUCAGAAGACGACAGAUCGCCCAGCCUUCAGUUAUGGGACCUCAGGAACAGUGCAGCCCCAGCAAGGGAGUUUCUGGGACACACCAAGGGCGUGCUGGGCAUGUCCUGGUGCCCUCACGAUUCGCGUCUAUUGCUGAGCUGCGCCAAAGAUGGCUCCACAUUUUGUUGGAACGUUCCCACAGGGGAGAUCAUUGGCGAGCUUCCAGGGACACGGGACUGGCACCUGGAUGUUCAGUGGUCUCCAACUACGCCCGGUUUGUUCUCCCUGGCCUCUUUUGACGGAACUGUGGGUAUCUGCAGUUUGCAAUCUUUUGUCGCACCACAAGAAGGAGCAGCAGAUCCUUAUGGGGCACAGGCAGGUGGCCCUGCUCCCCUGAAGUUGGCUCCUGUGUGGAUGAGGAGGCCAUGUGGUGUCUCCUUUGGCUUUGGUGGCAAGUUGGUGUCUUUCAGUCACCCAGAAGUGCAGGUGGCUGACCCAACGACUGGGCAGCCCAUGAAGGUGCAGAAGGAUCAGAUUUCAGUCAAGCAGGUAAUCACUGAACCGGAUGUCACAUCCCGAUCAGAAGCCUUUGACCAGGCAGUCAGCAGCCGUGACAACGCCAAGCUCCAUGAGUACUGCCAGUCAAGGGCUAAAAGCGCAGUGGGAGACGAGCAGGAGACAUGGACCUUCCUGAGCCUGCUGUUCUUGAGUGAUUCGCGGAGGGAGCUGUUGGGCCACCUUGGGUUUGAGGAUGCCCUGGCUGCUGUAAUCGAUGCUGAAGCAGAGGCUGAGCAGAAAGGUGCUGCAGUCACUCCGGGCAAGCCUGUCCCUGACGCCGCAGAGUUCUUCGACGACGAUGGUGCUGACUUUUUUGACCAGAUCGCAGACGACAAGACGAUCGGAGUGCCGCCAGAGCCUGCACACCCAAAGCCAUCGUCCAAGUCUGAAGAUGCAGUGAUGAGCCCCAGUGCCCACACCAGAGCACCUUCAAAAGCUGGUGAGAAAGAGGACGAGAUUCAGCGUGCUUUGAUCGUUGGGAACUAUGAGGCAGCGGUGGAGGCCUGCAUCAAGGCAGACAGGAUGGCAGAUGCGCUGAUUAUUGCCCAUGCUGGGGGAUCUGCACUUCACAAGAAAACCAUGAAAAGGUACAUGGAAGCCAAUCCUCGUCCUUUCAUGACGAUGAUAUCUGCUGUCAUCGACAAUGACUUCGAAGUUCUGAUAAACCAGAGGCUGGUGUCACAGUGGCGGGAGACCUUGGCCCUGGUCAUCUCCUAUGUCAAUGACCAGGAGUCAUGGUCGUCACUGUCUGAGGCGCUGGCAGCAAGGCUGGCAAAGGCAGGAAUGCAGCACCCUGCAACCUUGUGCUACAUCAUCUCAGGGAAGGUCGAUCAGGCGGUGGCGGCUUGGACAAAGAACAAAAAGAUGACUGUAGAGACAAUGCAGAACAUCAUUGAGAAGGCUGUGGUUCUUGGGCUUGGUGCAAACAAGAGCUCCACCAGCCCCGUGCUUUGCGAGCUUGUUCACAACUAUGCACUCAUACUUGCCAGCCAAGGGAGCAUGCAAGCAGCUGUGGACUACCUGAACAUGGUGCCAGGAGAUGCCUCAGAAUCUGUAAAUUACCUCCUCAAGAGGAUCUAUGACAGUGGUGCUGUGGGCUGGCAUUCUGGAGAAACUGGAGCUGCAAGCAUGUCACAGGGUGCUCAAAUGCCAAGCCAGGUUGCAACGCAGCCUACACCAUCUCCAGCCCAGUAUCAGUACGUCCAACAACCAGACACACCCCCAAGCACAGUACAAGCGACAUACUACCCUUCUAGUUCAGGCUACAAUCAAACCAUGCCUUACUCUCAAGCUCCACAGGCCACCACCCAGGACCCCUAUGGCUACCAGAUGCAGCAGCACCAUCCACAGCCAAUGCAGCAGCGGACACAGGACAUGAUGUACCCAGGACCACCACAGCAACAGCAUGCCCCGCCUGUGAUGACUCCAGCGCCCAUGGUGCCUCAGCAAUACACGGCGCCACAUCCCACAACAACUCCCGUCAUGGCACCGUUUGAGCCUGUGCCAUCCCACCCAUCUGCCCCCCAGCCAAGGGCUGCAGUCAUGACCCCCCAGGUGGGUCCAAGCCCUCCAGGGCUGCAGGCACCAGGGCCGAUGGUCCCUUCAAUGGGGCAGCCGAUGUCACCUGUGGCCCCCGCCAGCCCUCCUGCACCUCAGGGACCUCCUGCCGACAUUUCCGUCUCCACAGUCAAUACCUCACAGGUACCUCCUGACCAGAGGGCCAUCGUGGCAAAGCUGACUGAGCUGUUCAGACAAUGCGAAGCGGCUUCACAGACACCUGGCAAGAGAAGAGAGAUCGCUGACGGUUCUAAACGCUUGGGAACCCUCUUCUGGAAGAUGAACGAGAGAGAAGUGUCUCCAGCAAUGAUCCAGAGAUUGCAGGAGUUGACAAAGGCCCUGGAGGCUGGCAACGUUGCCGCUGCCUUGCAAAUUCAACUGCACAUGACGGAAGAUGGGGAGUUGUGGGCGGAGGGAGAGUACUGGCUACCGGGGCUGAAGCGACUGCUGAGAACCAGGCAGUUGAUAAGAUAG